GUGGCCAUAGUAAGGAGUGGUUGUGUUGCUUUGCUCAUCUCUGCGCCUCUUCAAUGACCAAUUGCAAUAUAAAGAUAUUACUGAUAUUAUAACUAUAAGAUGGAGUCGAACAUUUUUAAGGAGUGUUUAAUUUGUGUGAGUUGCUAAGAAAUAUGUGAGGGGGAAAAGUAUUAGUGAAAAUGUUGGUACCAUUGGUGGUGUUGGCGACUGUGUGUUGCUGUUGGUGCUUGACCUGGCCCUCUCAGCAUAAUAAACACAUUCUCCCACAAAGAACUUCGUCAAAUAAUGCAAUCACCAAAAGGAUUGACAGUGAUUAUAAUGACAUAUACAAAUCAAAUAAAAGUAUUGCUGAUAUAAGUGCGCAAAAUGUUCCGGAAAAGCAUUACAAUUCAAUUAAUUUCUGGAACGAGCCAAUUGUAGGAAUUCAGAAUGGAGGGAGCCGGUUUCCUUACCACUUCAACACAGCUUAUAUAUACAACACACUGGUGGUUCAGCGCCACCACCGUAGGAGCCAGACACGGAAGAACGUCCCGACCUCUAGAAGGAAAAGAAGACGGAGAAAAAAAUUAAAAAAAGGGUACAAUAUUGGAAAUAAGACGUACGAGAGACCGUAUAAGAGGACCUUAAGAACUGGCGGUAAAAACAACACAGGAAGAAAAUCAAACUACCCAAACACAGGUGGUGGAUGGUCUGGAGGGCACCGAUACAGGUCUGUAGACCCAAAACGUGACAAGGUCAGCCGUUAUCUUAUCCAUAUGCACAACUUUCUGCGCUCCAAGGUCAACCCUCCAGCUGCUAACAUGCUGGCUCUGAGAUGGUAUGAGCGUGCUGCUGAGCAGGCACAGGCGUGGGCAGAACAGUGUGAACGUAACACAAACUUGGACCACCCCAGGGUCAGGUGGACUCUCGAUACGGUGUUUGGGCGGUCAAAACCCUUCUCGUCUCCCCCCCCAAAAAAGCGAUGGAGUCAGGUAUUGGCAAAGUGGUGGAGUGAACGUCGACACUUCAGUUACGGUGAUGGGUACAACAAUUUGAGCUUGGUAUCCUCAUAUACACAGAUGGCUUGGUACAAUUCUCACCAGCUGGGCUGUGGCUUCGCACAGUGCUCAACCACUGGCACACAAACAUUCUAUAGAUAUGUCUGCAACUACUGCCCUACGGGGAAUGAUCCAAGGCGGCUGAGUCGACCAUAUAGUAAGGGUAAGAAGUGCAGCAUGUGUCCUGGUUCCUGCAGGUCGCUUUGUAACGGUCGCCGCUGUGGCCUCUGCACCAACUCUUGCGCCUACUCUGACUUGUGGAACAACUGUCCAACGCUGAAUCAGGAGUGGCAUGAGUGGCUGUGCAACACUAAGACCAAACAGGGAGUAGAACGCUUUAAGAACUGUCGCGCCACUUGUCAGUGUGUCAAAGAGAUAACGUGAACCAGGACCUCAUCACAGUCGUCAGUGGACGUGAAAGAUAUUAAGAAAUGUAAUAUUGUGGAAGCAGUCAAGGUUCUCAAAUAUACACAUCUCAUGAUGUAAUAUUUAAAUUUUUUAUUUAGUGGACUGGUAAGCCAGCGGAAGGCCUCGGUCAAAUGUUCCACUGAGAGAGUCAUAUGAGUAAGACCCGCGUCAGGAGAAACUUGCCCAUGUCUCCUGACACAAAAUAUUCGUCUUUCCCUGAAACCUUUCACGCCACAUUGUAUUCCCUUAAUGAGCUGCAACCUGGUUAAUUUAAUACACCUGCAAAUGCUAUGACCAUGAGUGUGGGUUAUAGUCUUUUUGCAGCGACCAGGUAGCGACUGUAGACGACAAUUUACAGUUUUAAUUCAUUACUAUAAAUCAGGUGAGACGGGAAAGUAUAUCUCGUUCAUCAGGCUGCAUAAUACAUUUAUAAAUCACUUGUUAGUUUGAGAAACUAGAAGUGAGGGAAGCAAAUGUUGGAUAUCCUAGGAUACAAGCCAGUAAUAAACCCCAACAGCCCCGCCAUAUAUAAACCUAUAUAUACCAGGCAGUGAACGACUUUGUUUAGUAAACAAAUUAAAAGUAUUUACUUAAGUCACAUUAGCCAAAUUAUUGAGCAUAUAAGAUAUCAAGUGUAUGUGGUGAGACUGCUCGUGACUAUAAUUUCUACAAAUACAGUAUUUGUAAAUUACAAAGUGUUAAAGCGAUGCUGGUGUCAGUGUGUGUCCAGUCAGGACAACUGCGAGUACUCGCUGAGUAUAUGAUAGUCCCAUUUAUGUUAAGAAAACAUGAAGGCAGUGUCUAAGGUUGCAGAACAAGCUUUAAUUGAGACAACUUUUCGCUCUGUAGAGCUUUAUCCAGUCAGUUUUUUCAAGAAAAUAUAUCAAUAUAUUUUUAUCAAUGUUCUUUAUUAUCCUUAUAUUUCACCCUUAAAUAGGAGGUUGCAGAGACAAAAAAAAAUUUAAAACAAAUAACGGUUGUGCUUGCUUGAAGAAACGAUUUAGGGAAAACAAUUGAUAGUGGUGCAUACUACAUAUAUCAAUGUCUACAUAUGUAUUAAAAACAUUUAUGUAGAAAAUAAGCAAAAUAAUUUUGUAAUCAGUAAUAUUAGGUUACUUAAUUACUUCAGGUAGGUUUAUUUUGUUUCUGUUCACCAAUUCAAUAGACUGAUAGUGAUUGCUGAUUUAGUGCACUAGCUUUCUUUAAAAUGUACCUGGAGUUUACCUGGAGAGGGUUUCGGGGGUCAACGCCCCCCGCGGCCCGGUCUGAGACCAGGCCUCAUGGUGGAUCAGGGUCUGAUCAACCAGGCUAUUACUGCAGACUGCACGCAAGCUGACUUACCUUUCACGGAAAGUACCUCGUUGCUGGUGAAGUGCUCUUGCUCCGAAGAAGGGCAUCUAUCCUCUCCUUACUCUGGUCACACCAUCACUUUACAUUCCUACAGGUUUAACGUUCCCCGUGAAGUUUAAAUCCCUUUUGACCCUCCACGGUUAUCCUUUAUAUCUUGAGAAUGCAUUAUUCGUCCAUGUCCUCUUGGUAGCCUUACCCUGUCUUUUCCGCUAUUUAUUUUUCUCAAUCAUUUUACGUUAUCCGUUAUAAAUGUCAUUUAUGUAUUUAAAAAAUAACAUGGGGUCCCAGUGGAGAACCUUGUGGGACACCAUUCGCCAGUCGUUCAUCUGGACAUCUUUUACCAGACCAUCGCUCUUUGUCUCCCUUCUCGUAGGUGUUCCUCGAAUCCAGCAAAAUCCAGUUAUCCCUGGGUGCUCUUCCAACUUGUGGGGAAGUCUAUUGUGGAUCGUGUGGGAGGGAGGGAAGAGGAAAACGAUGAGGUAAUACACAGCUACCUUGAAGAUGUCCAUCUGUGAGUGUUGCCGUAGUCUGUGUAGUGUUUUAACUUUGUUUUACUUCCUAGAGGGAAACGAGCAUUGAUUGGUCAGAUUUUUAGAAACAGAAUUAUUUCCAACAUUUUCUUCUUUACUGCCAUUGAAAUGUUCAUUCCAGGUUACUCGUAACUUAACACUUAUCCUUGAACUUAAAUUUGUACAUGACUCUCCUUCCGAGGAUGAUCCUCUUGACUUCAUUCUGCAUUAUUCAAGCCCUUUCUACGCUAACACUCAUGUCUGGCUAUUCUGUUUAACUCUAUUGUCUGUCAUUUGGACCAUAUAUAUAUAU
Cherax quadricarinatus is the source of this 3617-nucleotide messenger RNA. Its product is annotated as cysteine-rich secretory protein 2. NCBI's taxonomy places the organism in Eukaryota, Metazoa, Arthropoda, Malacostraca, Decapoda, Parastacidae. The record is from RefSeq and is a predicted model, not a curated record.